AUGUAUUCUCUCUCUAAACUCUCAAACUCUCUCUCUCAAACUCUCAAACUCUCUCUCUCUCUGUCUCUCUCUCCCUCUCUCUCUGUCUCUCUCAAGCUCUCUCUCUCUCUCUCUCAAGCUCUCUCAAGCUCUCUCUCUCAAGCUCUCUCUCUCUCUCUCUCUCAAGCUCUCAAGCUCUCUCUCUCUCUCUCUCUCCUGUCUCUCUCUCUCUCUCUCUCUCUCUCUCAUCUCUCAUCUCUCACACGCCUAACCCUGAUCGCUUGGGUCGUGGCUGACUGUUCUGUGGCCGCCAUGGCGGGGGCUACGGGUUCAGCCGGGACGGAGGCAGCAGCACCGCCGUAUACGCCCGGACAGUAUCGGGCGGGCGAGUACGUGCUGACGAGCCAAUGGCAUGAUGCGAGUCUGUCCCUGCCAGCCCAGCUAUUUGUGGCGCAUAUCGAGCAGAUCGAUUCGGCGGCCGGUCAGGCCACGCUUCGCUUCUUCUACUGGCCCCAGAUUACCUUCUUUUCUGCCUCGCACACCUUUUACAAGCAAGAAGUCUGCCUGUCCAGCGUCCGCCUUGCCGUGCCCCUUGCCGCGCUCGUCCGACACUGCGCCGUCCUCAACAAGACGAGCUACCUCCUCCAUGAUGUCCCGGGCAUUCCCGAAGCUGAUACCUUUGUCUGCCUCUCCAGCUAUCAGCCCCGCAGCAAGGUCUUUGGCCCCCUCAAGCGGGGCCACCGCCCUGGCCUUCCCCUGCCCACCGUCACCCGCUCCAAUACCCGUCACCUCGCCCCCUUGCAGGGCCCCUUGACCAUCGGGGCCGGCCCCAAGACCACGGCCCUCAACCAAGACCUGCUCCGUCUCACACCAGCAGCUGAACACUCUGCCGCCCUUACCCAGCGCCGUGCCCGCCCCACUCCAGUCGAUGCAACACCACCGGCCAGCGCCGAUGCCCCCGCUGCAACCGAGACGUUGUCCCGAGAUCAGGCUCAAAAACCCAUCGACGCGCCCGCCGUCCCCGCCGCGCCGGUGGACGUGCUGCGGAGUAGCGACUUUCCCCGCCAUGUGAUCAAUACCACCAAAACCCGCCCCUUACUGCGCUUCCCAGAAGGCCUGCCCACCGCCACCGGUCCUCACCGCCGCCGACGAGGCCGCCAAAUGGCCAUUGCCCCAAUCACCCUCAAGGCCAUCAUGGCAGAUCAGGGACAAAAAACGUCUCAAACCACCCUCUCCACCCCCGUUGCCCGAGAUGAAAUGCUCGGCGAGGUGGCCACCCUCAUGACCAAUGUCAAAGACAGCGCUGGCACUGUUGCUGCUCGCGGAGCUGCAAAGCAGCCACGUACCAAGCGUGCUAAGCGCACCAGCUCGGCGGCCAAAAGUGCCACAACACCAUCUGCGGCCGCCAUUGCUGCCCGUGCCUCUACCCAGGAGGAAAACGACGAAGGCUCACAUGCCCGAGACGAUGCAGACGAGUAUUUCGAGCAGCAUCAUGGACGAGGGCAAACCACCUCAGACGCAACGCUCGCGGAUACCAGCCUCAUGAAGCUCAAGGAACAUGACGUAGAGGCGGCAUUGCAACGCGUUCCAGAUGAGUGGACCUCUCAGCGCGAAGCCCUUCGCCUGCGGCAUGAGAAACGUUUUCACUUAUGGGCAAGCCGUCUUCAGGCCGGGUUCAACCUGUUGUUCUACGGUGUUGGUUCCAAAAAGGAGCUCCUCACCCUGUUUGCGGAACGACACCUGCGUCACCGGGACAUUGUCUCUAUCAACGGCUUCUUCCCCUCCAUGAGUAUUAAACAGGUUCUCGAUGUGAUUUGCGAGCGCCACCUGGGCUAUCAGGGCCGAUUUCGCAGCGCGCUCGAGCAGCUGGAUUUCAUAGCUGCUACCUUGGCCAGCUCAGAAGAAAACGUAGCGCCCAUGACGCUUCUCAUUCAUAACAUUGAUGGUUUGAUGUUACGAAAUGACUUGGCCCAGACGAUUCUCAGCGGCCUUGCUGCUUUGCCCAGUGUGAGCCUUGUUGCAAGCAUUGACCACGUCAAUGCACCGCUCUUGUGGGACCAGGGCAAAUUGGCGCGCUUUUCAUUUGCUUGGAUCGAGGCAACAACGUUUGCCCACUACAAGUUGGAGACGGCGUAUUCCAACAGCAUCCUCUCUCGCACAAGCGUUGUCAGCGUUGCAGCGGCCGUGGUGGUCAUGAAAUCGCUCACACACAACGGGCGCAAAGCCUUUUGGACCCUUUUGCAACAUCAAAGUGACAAUCUUGACAACCCCAACUACCCCGGUUUGCGUUUUGCGGAUUAUUUGGCACUGUGCCAGCAAAACUUUUCGGCGCAUGACGAGGCCCGACUAAAGGCCUAUAUGACCGAGUACCGCGAUCACCAGCUCGUCACCAGUCGAAAGGUCCGCGUGCCCGUAUCCCAUGGCCACACGCUCAAGCGCAACGCAGCUCCCCUCACCUCAAUGCUGAUCACAAUACAAACUGAGUAG
Monosiga brevicollis MX1 is the source of this 2466-nucleotide messenger RNA. RefSeq lists its product as uncharacterized. The transcript has 19 exons. Gene Ontology annotation, biological process: DNA replication. The record is from RefSeq and is a predicted model, not a curated record. Gene Ontology annotation, molecular function: DNA replication origin binding; chromatin binding. Bases 1 to 2466 code for a protein of 821 amino acids. Gene Ontology annotation, cellular component: nuclear origin of replication recognition complex; nucleus. Lineage: Eukaryota; Choanoflagellata; Craspedida; Salpingoecidae.